Molecule: messenger RNA, 909 nt
Organism: Abrus precatorius (Indian licorice)
Lineage: Eukaryota; Viridiplantae; Streptophyta; Magnoliopsida; Fabales; Fabaceae
Exons: 2
Coding region: 1-909 (302 amino acids)
Source: RefSeq, a predicted model, not a curated record
AUGGCAGCGAAGAACGGAAUUAUUGAGUUCAUAGACUCAAUGAGAAAAGUAAAUUCUGACCUUUUAUUGGUUAAAGAUAAAAAUGGAAGAGGUCUACUUGCAAAUGCAAUUUUGAACCGUCAAGAAAAAAUGUUUAAAUUCAUGCUUGGAGUAAAAAAUCAUAAAGAAUUUUUUGUAUCCUAUUAUGAUGAGUUUGGAAAUAAUAUAUUACACCUCGCAGCAGAAUUCGGAAUUCCCUCUAUUAGUGGAGGCAAAUACAGUACAACUCUACAUUUAUUGAGAGAACUCCAAUGGUUCGAGGCUGUAGAAAGUAUUGUGCCUCCAGCGUGCCACGAAAGUAAAAAUAAAAUGGGUUUUACACCUGGUGAACUUUUUACCAUGAACCACCUAGAACUUAUAAAAGAUAGUCAACAAUGGUUAAAAGAGACAUCAAAUACUGGCAUAACUUUUGGUACUGUUAUCAUUACUCUCAUGUUUGCUGCAGCCAUCACUGUCCCAGGGGGAAACGAUCAAAACAAAGGCACACCCAUGUUUUUAGGUAAAGAAGCAUUUACUUUGUUCGCAGUAGCAGAUGCAAUAUCUCUAAUCACAUCUUUAUCAUCCGUCUUGUCUUUUAUGGCAAUCCUUACAUCAAGUUUUGCUGUGGAAGAUUUCAUGAAAAGCUUGCCCCUCAAGUUAUUUUUUGGCUUUGGAUUCCUAUUAUGUUCUGUGCUAUCCAUGAUGUGUGCUUUUUAUGCUGCCCUUCUUUCGAUGCUAAAAGGUUACCGCUGGAUUUUAGUAGCAACCUUGUGCACCACAGUUAUUCCAGCCUCGUUACUUAUCCCCUCUAUAUUGCGUCGCUCUACAAGGAUUCUAAGGUUCGCAAUUAGAUCUGGUUUCCACUCUAUAAAGAAUACAAAGAGUCACUGA